Beauveria bassiana ARSEF 2860 is the source of this 6129-nucleotide messenger RNA. RefSeq names its product TPR/MLP1/MLP2-like protein. Lineage: Eukaryota; Fungi; Ascomycota; Sordariomycetes; Hypocreales; Cordycipitaceae. The record is from RefSeq and is a predicted model, not a curated record. Gene Ontology annotation, cellular component: nuclear pore. The coding region runs from base 1 to 6129 and encodes 2042 amino acids. Gene Ontology annotation, molecular function: structural constituent of nuclear pore. Gene Ontology annotation, biological process: mRNA export from nucleus; protein import into nucleus. The transcript is spliced from 2 exons.
AUGGCGGCCGCCGCUGUUGAUGUUGGCUACCUCGCCGGUCAUCUGGGAAUCGAUGAACCUGUUCUUACGACCUUGACAACCGAGCCGACCGUCGACCUUGUCGCGAUUCUGCUGCAGGCUGUGACAAACAAGGCACACGAGUUCGAUGUUCUCUACGCCGACAAGCUGCAGCUCGACAUUGAGCUGGAAAAUGCGGUUCGCAGCGCCGAGUCUAGGUCACAAGCAUCCAAGUCCACCGCCGAACAGGCUCUGAAGGAUGUGCAAGAAGCCAGAAAGAAGGUCCAAGAAGAAGAGACAAAGAGACAAGCUGUCGAGAAUGAGCUGCAAGUCUUGAAAUCAAAGAGCUCCGACCAUGACGCGGACGUCAAGGCACUGAAUGACAAGAUUGAAACUCUUCAGUCGUCAAACCGUGCCAACUUGGCAAUCAUCGAGGCCAACAAUAAGCGAGAUACGACGGUCACGGAAGAGUUAACGAAACAGCAUCAGCGCAACGUCGAACUCUCGCGGGAAGUUACCUCGCUUCAACAAUCGGAGCAAAACGCCAAGGGCCAGCUUAGCAGUGCCAAGUAUCGCGAAGAAUCGAUUCAACAGCGACUUAAUCAUGCGAACCAGACUAUCGAAUGGCUAGAGGCCGAGCUCAAGACCAAGAGCGAAGAGGCACUCAAGUUUCGCAAGGAAAAGGGUACCCGCAUCGCCGAGCUCCAACGCCAAAAUGAAGAUGCCAUCGCUCAGAUCGAUUCUCUCAAACGGACCGAAAAGCAGCUCCGGGAUCGCCUCUCGACCUUGCAAACAAAGGUUGACGACACAUUGGUCAGGAUUCAAAAGCAAGAAGAGUCUUUUGCGGCGACUGUCGAUAGCUACAAGUCCGAGCUCGAGGAUCAACGCCGCUUAGUCGGGAUGUCUGAGCAGCUUAGCCAGAAGCACCAGGAUCGUGUUCGCGAGCUUGAUGCCGAAAAGGAACGUCUCAAAGACAACUACGAGAAUGAAUUGCGCCGCGUCCGUACCGAGCUCGAGCAAGAGAAGCAAGCUGGAGUCGACCUGGAAGAGCGCAUCCGCCAACUCGAGGGCGAGCUUGACGAAGCCCAAGUUCGUCUGGAACAUGCUCCCCCUCCUGGAUCUGCGCCUCAGACGCCACGCGCAAAUGGCGGGGCCUUUGGCCGUGCAGCAUCGCCUUUCGUAACACCAGGAUCUGUUCGCAGUAAGACUAGCAUCACCGCUACCCAGGCUAUCGACCAGCUAUUCCAGGUCAAGGGCCAGCUUGCUAGCGAGCGACGCCGGACACAGCAACUGACGGAGGAGCUCGAUAGCAUGAUUGCUGCCCUAGAAGCUAAAGCCCCCGAAAUUCAGGAGCUUCAAUCCGAGUCUGAGAUGCUACGUAACGAGAUUGCUCGCAUGUCGGAGCUCUCGCAGCAAAGCUUUGAAGAGCGUGAUGCUGCUAGAAAGGCUGCGAGAAAGGCAGAUGCCUCGCUGAAUACAGCGCAGUCGGAAAACAAAAUUCUUCGCACACAACUUCGUGAUCUCGGCACACAGAUUCAAAUGCUGGUUUUCAACGCGUAUGCUCUUGAAAAGGGCGUAGAUCAGCUGAGCGAUGAGGAAAUUUUCCGACUGAAGCAACUCGAAAAGGGCGAAGUAACUGAGGAGGCUCUGGCCGACAUGUCUGAUACUCACCAGUUCAUCACUCAAAAGCUCGUUGUCUUCAAGGACAUUCAAUCUUUACAAGUCAAGAAUGAAGACUUGCUUCGUAUUACUCGUGAACUGGCUGAUCAAAUUGAGAGCGAAGAGGCGCUGGCUGCCAAGCAUCAAGCAAAGGAGGACCAUGACAGGGUUGAGAAGCUUGAAAAAGAGCUCAUUCACAUGACAGAGGAAUCCAAGUCGAUAAAGACGACCUUGGAAAGCUACAAGACCGAGCGAGAUAUGUUCCGUCGUCUGCUUCAGCAGAGAACCUCAGGUGGAGAUGAAGCAUCUAUGAUGCGUAGCUCUCUGGACGGCCGCGCGCCUCUCGCCAGUAUCGAGUCUGCAGAGCACACUGAGUCUCUCAGCGAGGCUCUUCGCAAGUUGCAAGCCGAGUAUGAUGGCUUCCGUGAGGCCCAAGAUGGUGUGCGCAAAGAUCUUCGCAACCAGGUUGACGCACUUUCCGCCGAGCGCAAUGCUUUGCAGUCUGAGCGAAUUAAACUGCAAGGCGAAGCUCGCCUCGAGUCUGAGCGCCGCGAGAUGCUACAGAGCAACUACGCGGCCCUUCAGACCGAGAACGAGGAAUUGCAAAAGCGUAGCCGCAUUCUUUCCGAAACAGCAGCCAAGCAGGAUAUUCGCACCCAGCAGGUGGCGGAAGAACUGAUUGAUGCCAAGGGCCUCCUCGAUAGCGUUCGCAACGAGGCCGCUAAUCUAAAGGCUGAGAAAAAGCUCUGGAAGAACAUCCAAGAUCGCAUGAGCAAGGACAACGAGAUUCUCAUUGAAGAGAAGAAUAGACUUGGAAAUUUGCUCACAACUCAGCAGUCCCUUGAGAAUCAACGCAAUCUUUCGGAAUCGGAGUCUCGUAGGAAAGCACAAGCCAAGAUUGAGCAGCAAGAGCAGGAGCUAGACUCUCUGCAGCGCAAGCUUUCUCAAGCUACCGAAGAGAGCAAAAACCUCCAGCAGCGAAAGGAAUACGAGGCUCGUGAGGCACAAAAGCGCAUCGAUGAGCUGAUGACAAGUCUCGGGCAAAUUCGCGAAGAGCACAUCAGUGUCAAGACCACAAAGGACCAUCUGCAGGCUCGUGUAAACGAGCUCACGGUAGAACUGCGCAAUGCCGAGGAGCGUGCCGGACGCUUGGUGCCGCGUCCGACGCCCAGACCUGGUGUUGUUGAGUCGUCAGAGUAUCAGCAAGAGCUUGAAGCGCAAGUGCAAACGCUCACGAAUGACGUUGCGGAACUGCGUCGCGAUCUUGCGCUUGCCAACACUCAGCUGGAGAACGCCAAGACUCAGGCUGAACAGUAUCGCGAGCUCAGCCAGAGCAACGAAGAUGCCCUCGAGGAUCUGCGUUCCUCCCAAGAUCAGUACAGAAUCGAAAUGGAGUCACUGAUUACGGAGAAGGAUACCAAGAUCAAAGAGCUUGCACAGCGCGUCGACGACAUGUCUAGUGAGCUGUCGCGAUCCAACACUGAGCUCUCUUCCUUGCGUGACUCUCAGAGCGAAGUCGCUCGCAAGUAUGAGGAUGAAAAGGCAAUCCUCGAAGAAGAAAUCUCGCGCCUCAAGGAGGAUAGCGCCAGACACCUUGAAGCCGUACGCUUCCAUCAACAAGAUCUUCGCGCCCAAGCCGACAUUGCGACACGCGCCCAACAUGAUUAUGAGCAGGAACUGGUCAAGCAUGCUGAGGCUGCCAAGCUUGUCCAGCAGCUACGAAAUGAUUACAAUGAGCUCAAGAAUCAGUCGGCGACCCUGCGCGCCGAAGCCGAUUCGGCCAAGCUCACGCUUGCGCAGAGCGAAUCGUCUUGGGAGGAUAGAAGGCUCCAGCUUGAGCAGGAGAUGGUCGAGCUCAAGAGCAGACGCGAAGACGUGAACGCGCAGAACAAGCUUCUGCAUCAGCAACUGGAGGGUCUGACUACACAGGUUAACGCUUUGCAGCAGAAUCGUGGAGGAAACGGAACCGAGGACGAUGCUGUUGUGGCUGGUGCUACGGAUGUCAUGGAGGGUCUCAGAGAAUUGAACAGCUAUCUCCGCCGCGAGAAGGAGAUUCUUGAGGUGCAAUAUGAUCUGAAAACGCAGGAGUCAAAGCGUCUGCUCCAGCAGCUUGAGUACAUGCAAAGUCAACUUGAUGAAGCACGCCUGAAACUUGAUCAAGAACGUUCACAGGCUGCUCAGAGUGAUCGAUCCUCCAUGACCCAUCAGAGUCUGAUGGAAAAGCUCAACGAGUUGAGCCUCUAUCGCGAGAGCAGCAUGGCCCUUCGCAGCGAGAAUACUCAUCUCAAGGGCCAAAUUUCUGAACGCAACACCAAGAUUCAAGAGCUGGAAGCAAAGGUCCAACCUCUUGAAGCUUCAAUCGACAAUCUCACGACUCAGAAAUCAUUCCUCGAGGACGAGAUCAAGCAGAUCCAGGAAGAUCGCGAUAGAUGGCAGAAGCGAACCGAGGGUAUCUUGACCAAAUACGGCCGCGUCGACCCUGCCGAGAUGGAAGAGUUAAAGAAAACCAUCUCUGACCUACAGACGGAGUGCAAUACCCUCAAAGAAAGCUCACAACCACUAGAGGCCAAGAUCGCUGAGCUGGAGGCUGCUCUCGAGAGUGGGCGUGCCAGUUGGCAGACUACACGUUCAAAGCUUGCCGAGCAAUUCAAAGAUAGGUCCAAGAGGAUCACUGGCGAGAAAAACGAUGCUGUUCAGCGAGUCAAGGCCCUCCAGGAGGAGCUCAGCGCCGCGACCGCCAAUCUCGAAGCCGCCAAUCAGCAAGCAGAGGACAGUAGGACUCAGCAGAGUGCGCUGGAGAAGCAACUGGAGGAGUCUCAACAACAGCUGGAGCAAUUGCGACAACAGUCGCAAGUUGAUGGCAAUCAGGGAGGAACUGCAUCAGUUGAGACGGGUGGCGAUGCUGCCGCUUCCGCAGAGGUGGUGGCGAAGCUUGAGCAGAGCCUUGCUGAGGUUCAAAAGGAGCUGGAAUCGGUCAGCGCUCAAAAACUCGAUGCCGAGCAGCAAUUGAGCGACCUCCGUUCUCAGCUGCAGUCUGCCGUUGCAGAAAGAGAUGCUGCCCUCGGCAAGCUGGAAGACGCCGGGGAACCUACCGAAGGCGCCGUGAAACCUGUCGAGACGAGCUUGUCGGAUGAGGAGAGGAAGGCCCUACAAGCCAAGAUUGCAGAUGCCGAGGCUAAGGCUGCCGAUCAUGAAGCAAAGGCAAAGGAGAUUGAGGCCUCUAUGCAGCAGACUAUCAGGGAUCGCUCCGAUAGGAUGAAGGAUGCUCUCAACACCAAGCUCAAGGAGGCUCGCGCCAAGGUAGAGGCCGAUUUCAAAAAGAAGGAGGAAGAUCUCCAACUUCGCUUUGAACAGGAGAAACGCAUCUGGCAGGCUGAGAACAGCAAGCCAGCUGGCGACUCCAGUGCCGGUGCAGAGCCACCGGCGACACCCGCCAAGGCCGGGGCCUCCUCGGUACCAGCUACUCCUGGUGCCAAUAGCAGCGCUUCAGAACUUUCCCAACUUGACGAUGCAGGCAUUCGCCAGUUUCUGUCCACCAAUGGCACGGCCAAGAACAUCAUUGCCUCGAACAUUAGAAAGCGCGUCGAAGCUGAGAGCGCGAAGCUGAGGCCUGAGUUCGAGAGCAAGGUUGCAGCUGCGCGUGAGCAAGCUCAGCUCAUGGAGUCGAAGAAAUCGACCUUGCGCAUUAACAUGGCUGACAAUAAGCUCCGAAUCGCAAAUGCCAAGCUCGGUGUGGUCGAGACAGCGGCAAAGGAAACACCACAGAAGCCCGUCGUUGAAGUUUGGGAGAUUGCUAAGAGUACGAUGCCUCCUCCGCCACCUGCUGCCAACGUCGCAACGCCAAAGGGCACCCCAGCGAAGCCUCCAGCAUCAGUGAAGCCUGGAGCGACGCCCGCAACCCCCGCAACCCCCGCCGGUAAUACGGCAGCACCUGCCACCAACCCUUUUGCGACAUCUACCAAUAGCAAUGCAGCUACCCCGGCAGCAGGUAACCCGUUUGCUGUGAAGACGGAAGGGGAUAAGGAGAAAGUCACAUCUGCGGCACCUCUGGCGACGACUUCGGCGAAAGCUCCGGCAACAGCGCCUACGCCAGCCCCUGCAGCUGCUCCGGCGGCGGCUCCAGCAGCGGCUCCAGCAGCGGCUCCAGCAGCCGCAGCUGGCACAGGAGCGCCUAGUAGUAUUCCACAGCCGCAGCAGAAUCAGGCACCUCAACGAUCCAACAUUCCUAUGCCCCGUGGCGGUGGCCGUGGACGUGGAGGAACGUAUGUGCAUCCUGGACAGCGCAAUGCUAGCGGCAGUCAAGAAAGUGGCUUGCCAGCAGCAUCGGGGCGAGGCGGACGCGGUGGUCACCGCGGUGGGCGUGGCAACAUGAACCCAGGCGCUUCAGAAUUCCAGCCGGGAACCAAGCGACCAAGAGGGGACUCUGAGGCCGGGGCCGGUGCCAAGCGCGCGAGAGGCGGCGGUCCCCAUUAG